UUACGCAUGCGCAAGUGGUAGCGAGGAUUGGAGCGCCGUCAGUUAGCUUCGUUUUGUUCCGCUGCGUUUACCAGAAAAAACUACUUUCCUCGAAGCAGAAAUGUCAACAAGUGACUUUUAUUUGAGGUACUAUGUUGGACACAAAGGCAAGUUUGGACAUGAGUUCCUGGAAUUUGAAUUCAGACCUGAUGGUAAAUUGAGAUAUGCAAACAACAGCAACUACAAGAACGACGUGAUGAUCAGGAAAGAGGCUUACGUACACAAGAGUGUGAUGGAAGAGCUGAAAAGGAUCAUCGACGACAGUGAGAUCACCAAGGAAGAUGAUGCGCUGUGGCCUCCUCCUGAUAGAGUUGGAAGACAGGAACUGGAGAUCGUCAUUGGAGACGAGCACAUUUCAUUCACAACUUCCAAGAUUGGCUCUUUGAUUGACGUGAACCAGUCAAAGGACCCUGAAGGCCUUCGAGUGUUCUACUACCUGGUUCAAGAUCUGAAAUGUCUCGUCUUCAGUCUCAUUGGUCUACACUUCAAGAUCAAGCCGAUCUAAAUGUGGAUUUUGGUUUGAAAGUUUUUUUCCUUAUGUUGUUGUCCUACCGCAUUUGUACAUUUGCUUUUGGUGGAUUGUUUUUUAUUUUAAAUAAAAGUUUAAA
Messenger RNA from Sphaeramia orbicularis (orbiculate cardinalfish), 647 nucleotides. RefSeq names its product mago homolog, exon junction complex subunit (gene magoh). The transcript is spliced from 5 exons. NCBI's taxonomy places the organism in Eukaryota, Metazoa, Chordata, Actinopteri, Kurtiformes, Apogonidae. The record is from RefSeq and is a predicted model, not a curated record. Gene Ontology annotation, biological process: RNA splicing. The coding region runs from base 101 to 544 and encodes 147 amino acids. Gene Ontology annotation, cellular component: catalytic step 2 spliceosome; nucleus; exon-exon junction complex.